Messenger RNA from Pomacea canaliculata, 4295 nucleotides. RefSeq names its product BSD domain-containing protein 1-like. Gene Ontology annotation, cellular component: cytoplasm. The transcript has 10 exons. Lineage: Eukaryota; Metazoa; Mollusca; Gastropoda; Architaenioglossa; Ampullariidae. The record is from RefSeq and is a predicted model, not a curated record. The coding region runs from base 833 to 2620 and encodes 595 amino acids.
AGCACUGUGUACUCCUACCUUCCCUCGCACGGGCGAAACCAUUUUAAAAAAAAACGCCCAUUAGGACAUCGGCCGUUAACAAAAAAAUUGUAAAAAAUUCUACAGUCAUAAUUGCAUAAUAAAGUAUAGACACCCCAGAAUCAUUUUUAUUAUUGGUCUGUAGACAGGGAUUUUAUUUAUUUUGAUAUUGUUUUAUUAACAUUUAAUUUAUUUCAUAGUAGAUGUAUUUUUGUUUGGUGUGCAUUAGGUGUGCUGCAAAUCAUGCAGGGACAACCUAUAGCCAUCACUUUUUCCCCCUGCUAUAGGCCAGAGUUAAAAGUUUCUUCUGACAGAGGGCAACCAUGUGACCAUAAAUUGAGGCACCUGGCUUCCACCUAAUCAAAAUUAAAUUCCAUGUUGAAAUACCAUGUUUUCCUGAAAAUAAGACUGAUUAUAUUCAUUUUUGCUUCAAAAGAGGCAUUAGGGUAUUUUCAAGAGAUGUCAUUUUUUUGGCUAAUUCAAAAAUCUACGUUUAGUCAAAAUCUAAUAAAGUCAUGUCAUCUUCUUCUGGAACAUCAUAACGAUCAAAACCCUGAAUUUUUUGCAACUCUAGUUCACAUUGAAUCAUUGUCCAUUGUUUUAAGCAUUCAUGUAAUAUUUCUUAUUUAUAUGUUAAUGUCAUUACUUUAUAACUGGAUGUCAUUUUCAAUAAGCAAACAAAAUUCAUUCAUCUUGAUGAUCUUAACUAGGACUUAUAUUUGAGGUAAUGACUUAUAUCACAAACAUCCCGAAAAAUCAUUAUAAGACUUAUUUUCGGGGAAACAUAGUGGUAGAGAUUGAAGGAUAGAGGUGCAUGAGUACCAGGAGAAAGUCUACCAGCCCUGAAGAUGGGGGUGGAAGCUGGUGGGGAGGAUGGCUACAGUCAGCAAAGGACAUGAGUACAGCAGCAUAUGACAUGGUGAAAAAAGAUCUGGCAGAGUUUGGCUGUACGAUGCAGAAAGAUGCAGGUCAUGCUGUUGCAGUUACGAGCAGCACAUUUAAAGAGUCUUUGAAGACUGAGAAUACUUCUGCAGCCCGAGACAAGGUAUCUAAAGGACUGAAUGCACUGCUUGAGGGCAUUUCAAAAGCCCUUACCGUCCCACCAGAUGAUGAGGGACAGAUCCCUAUUACACGAGGAUCAGCCGCAGGAAUAUAUGACAGAGCGAAGGCCAGACUGCAUGCCAUACAAAUCGACCCUGACACUUACAUUCAGCCCCCAAGUGGACCUCCUGAGACUUUCACCAUGUGGUGCUCUGGUUUUGAUCUGGAGAGCGUCAAGGGAGAAAUAUCAGAACUUCUGGUCUCUAAGGUCGAGGUUCGAGGUCUGUACACCAAGCUGGUGCCAGCAGAGAUGUCUCAUGUAGAUUUCUGGCAGCGUUAUUUUUACAAGGUCCAUCAAGUACAGAUAGACCAAGCCCGCAAGGAAGCUCUUAUGAUGCGAGCAGAGCAAUCACGAACAGAUGACCCUAUCAACUGGGAUGAUGACUGGAGUGGAGAUGAGGAAGAUCAGGGCAGUGACUGGGAAAGGCUUCCUAGAGCCGGGGAACCAGCCUCAGCAAUUUCAGUGGCCAGAGGUGCUGACAGACAAGUAGAAGCUGCAGUCUCAUCCAUUCCUGAUGGCACAGCACUGAGGGAGGAGAAUUCUGUGCAUGUUGUGGAUCUUGAUUCUUGUGCUUUGUCGCCUGUCCAAGAGACCCAAACUGAGAACUCGCUAGUUAACAUGGAUAGAGAACAAAACUUCUCACAAGUUGAGGAUGCCAUGGAGAGAGAACAGAACCUCUUACAGGUUGAGGUUGUCAGUGCUGCAGCUCAUUUGUCUGCAUCUACAGCUCUUGACAGUUGUGUCCAGCAGGAAUCAACUGAUACUGCAUUGGUUCUUCCCAAUCAUGUAGAACCAGAAGUGCAAACUCCAGUGAAUCUUUCCAGUGGCAGUGUCAGUUGUGAACAGAAGCUGUCUCCCAAUGAUCACGUGGCCCUUACUGUCAUGACCAAUGCUGAUGCAUCUCCACUGGAAGCAUCAGAAACAAAGAAAGUCGCCCCUGGUGAUGCCAAAGAGUCAGCGCCUACCUGUGUAGGCAUACAGGAUCAAGUGCCUCAGUCAGUUUCUCCCCUGCAACAAGCAGAAGAGGUGACUGCAACUCCUUUAACCACGUUGUCUGAGAUCAUGCCUGAAGCUUCACCAGCCUGUUCUCCCUUGAUGUCUGCCACACCCACUGCUGAACUGUCAUCUCAGGUGUGUUUACCUGAUGCAAUGCCUUCUUCUCCUUCAUCAAGAACGCAGCAGGAACCAUCACAGCCAUCCCCCAUGAUUUCCACUUUCAGCCCCAUGCAGGAAGCAACAGUAUCCCUGGCAGUGGCAGUAGAGGGUCGGGACAUCAAGACUACCAUCAAAGGUGAUAUUGUCCUAGUGGGAUCUGACCAUGGCAGCCCAGUCUCCACUACCAGUGAUCCUAAAGAUGUCAGUGCCGAUGAGGACUGGGAGCAGGAUCUAGAUAUAGAACUGACCGAGGAGGACAUGAAAGCUGCAGAGGAGCUUGCCAAGAAAAUGGGAGAGAAUAUUGAUCUUGAGAACACAAAGGAUGACUGGGAGAAUUGGGAGUGAUAUGCCAUCAGUACUCAGUUAUGUGAGAAAUGGAUUGUUAGAAGAACUUCACUUCAGGACAGGGGAAUUCUUUUCUGUUUGUCUUUUUGUUAAUGCUUUCUUGCCCAUUGAGACACCAGAUUUUGACAUUUUGUGUGAGCACAGAUCAUCACAGCACAUUGAAUUGAGUGUUAUAACUUGUGCUGUACAUACAGAGUGCUAGUAGUAGGAGCCAUUACUUCUUAGUGGUUCGUCUCUACUCCAGAUAUAUUGCACUCUGUGAUUCAUAGCACUGUUGUACAACACUGGUAAGGUUCUUGUGGUUUACAAAGUGAUUUGUGUAAAGAGCUUUGGUAUAGUGAAAAGUUAAUGAUGGGAUUGUAUAAAAGUAGCAUACGCAAAAGUAAAUUAUGCAGUUCAUGUGAAAGUACUCAUAUGGGGCAGGGACAUUUAUCGUAUGAUUUCUUUCAAGGUAUUGUACUGCAUUUUUAAGUUAAAGCUUGUACUGCAUUUUUAAGUUUGUUUACUGCAAAUUUUAUGCAACAUUGCCAAAUGUUUGGCAAAGGCAUUAUAUGCCCUUCGUGCAUAUUUUGACUAAAUGUGCUACACUUUUAUUUUUAAUAUUUACUAAAUAUUUGAUGUUGAGAGAUCCUAACUAAAAAUCUCUACAUUCGGGUCUCAAAUAACACUAGCAGUGUUUUGCCAACACAUACCUUUGCAGUAAACAUUACAAUAAUCACAAGGUAUGGUAUAUAUAUAUAUAGAAAAUUAAUAAUGUAAUAAGAGCAUGGUGAAGCAGCAAGCAGAAUAGCAUUGUAUUGCUGAGACUUCUUGAAAACAUGAGAGAAUUAGACUGUACAUUGAAGAGAUUUUUCAUUGUCUUUUUGCAUAGUCAUUCUUGUUUUUGAACUAGUCCUGCAAGUUUAUUGUGUAUAAUCUAGUACUUUCUGUACAGUCUGUGAUUUCCACAUGACAAAGGCUUGUGAUGCUGAAACAUUUUACAGCAGGGAUUGGUAUUUGUUGCCAUGUUUGAAGGAUGGCACUAUUACUGUCAUUAAUGGCAGGUUGCAUAACUGUAAAUAGUCAAGGGUGCGUGGGGACUUGUAAAUAUUCAUUGUAUGCAGGUGCUUCAGAUUCUUCCCCAACCCCCUACCAAAACCCCUGAUUGUGGUUUGAUUCAGCAGAAAUAGAGAACAUUUCCUUAAAACAAUGUCUGUUGAAGAUGUAUAUCUCAUGACAGAAGAGGGAAAUACCUGACUUCUUUCAUAAAUAUUUAAAGUUAUACAUUUUUAUACAUUAAAAUUCUUUAAUGGGUAUCAGUAAGUUUGUUGCACUAUGACAGGAGACGUUAUUUCUUGAACGUUGUAGAGUAUGUCGUGGAAGCUACAUAAAGUUUGUGAAACAUUUACGACAAAAUGAAUGCCCUGGAUAUUUCACAAAACUUUAUGAUACAAUUUUGAUAGUCUUAUCAGUUCAAACGGGCAAAUUUUAGAACCACUAGAAAUAUCUUUUGAGCAGAACAAAUUAAAAUUGGGAGUGUAAAAUGUGAUAUUAUAUCCAGCUCACCUAAACACUUAUCUGAUUAAUGACUGCGGCUGAUGGAUAAACUAAUAGAAAUGCUUCUUGAUAAUCAACAUUGCACCGAGCUGUAUAAUUGUUUCAUAUAAAGAGGUGAUAUUAAAUGCUUUAAAUGGGA